Penicillium cosmopolitanum is the source of this 765-nucleotide messenger RNA. RefSeq names its product E3 ubiquitin-protein ligase. Lineage: Eukaryota; Fungi; Ascomycota; Eurotiomycetes; Eurotiales; Aspergillaceae. The transcript has a single exon. The record is from RefSeq and is a predicted model, not a curated record. Bases 1 to 765 code for a protein of 254 amino acids.
AUGACUCGGACUUGGGCCUCUGUUACUCUUGGUAAGCUCUUUGGUGACGAUCCCACUUUCGGAGAACGGGUUUGCAUGCAACUCCUGACUUAUGUCAAGAUGUCCAUUGAGUUUAUCACGGAGGUGAAGCAUCUUUUCGAUCUUGAGCUGAAUAACCAUCAAAAUCAAGUUCAUUGGGUGACCAACAAGAUCAUAGUCAUCGUAGCAAUUUUUGUUAUACCCGUCUGCGUUCAGGCUUUCAUGAUGCCGUACGUCCAUCGAGCAAGCGAAGCUCUUCUGGAUUUCAUCUUCGAAAGAAACUUAGGAUUAUACAACACCGAGGAGAUGACCAUAGAGGACUAUGCCGAAAUUGUCAGGGCGGUGGUAUUGAUGGAUUGUCUGAGGCGUAGAAUGAAAAACUUCAAGACCAGAUUAAUUCACAGGAAAGUUGAAGAGGUGGCAAGACUCGAUGAUGAGUAUCAAUGCUCGAUUUGCUAUGAGGCAGUUGAGCCCGGAACGAUCGUCACAUAUCUACAUCCUUUUUGCUCACACUGGUUCGAUACUAAGUGUCUCAUAAUGUGGCUAAAGACCCAGUCUACACGUCCGAGCUGUCCAAUGUGCAGAACCGAAGUGAAUCUUGAUGAUAGGUCCAUAGAAGAAACGAUGGAAUUUUGGGACCGUUGGUAUGACUGGGAGAGUGAUGAUCAUAUUAUCGAUGAGACUGAAUGGAGUAUUAUAAAUGGAUCGGCUGAUCCAUGGGAUAUUUACCAGAGUCUAGAAGAAUGA